GUUGUGCAACGUCGCCGCCCGGACUUCAGGCUUCGGGGAUGAAUAAUUCACCAUCCUACGGCUGCAAGCUUCCCUCUGCCCGGAGGCGACGGAGCUCUCUUUCAUAGAGGAAGACUCUGCUCCAUGGAGAAGGAAAUCCCCGGGUGAUUCUGCGCCCAGAGCGACCCUAGAGGAGCCGACCCAUGCCCUGCCUCCGCCUUCCCGCUCACAGGUGCUACCAGGCUGGCCGUGCCCUCGCUCCAGCAUCAUCAAGGCUGCCGGCAGCACAGAUGCACCCCUGACCUGCGUUGGAGCUCCCUGUCGGACUGCAAACUUCCCCCCACGCCGGCCGGGCGUCCGUCGUGGGGGCAUGAGCAUGAAGCCCAGGGCAGGCCUCGGCUCCCUCCUGCUCUCCCUGUGCUUCUCAGGACUCCCCCUGCUACCAGGCUGCCUGGGCGCCCAGGGGAGACUGGCCUACAAGCUGCUCAACGACCUGUUUGCCAACUACUCCAGCGCCCUGCGGCCCGUGGAGGACACGGACCGGGCUCUGAACGUCACCCUGCAGAUCACGCUCUCCCAGAUCAUCGACAUGGAUGAGAGGAACCAGAUCCUGACGUCUUACCUGUGGAUCCGGCAGGUGUGGGUGGACGCCUACCUGACCUGGAGCAAGGACGAUUACGAUGGGAUCGACAUCCUCCACAUCCCCAGCAGCUACGUGUGGCGCCCCGACAUCGUCCUCUACAAUAAUGCCGACGACCAGUUCACGGGCUCCAUGGAGACCAACGUGGUGAUCCGCCACGACGGGCAGGUGAUGUGGGACUCGCCGGCCAUCACCAAGAGCUCGUGCAAGGUGGACGUGUCCUACUUCCCCUUCGACGGGCAGCAGUGCCGCCUCACUUUCGGCUCCUGGACCUACAACGGGAACCAGAUCGACCUCCGCAACGGGAUGGACACGGGCGACCUCACCGACUUCGUGGAAAAUGUGGAGUGGCAGGUGCUGGGCAUGCCGGCCCGGCGGCACGUGGUCACCUACGGCUGCUGCUCGGAGCCCUACCCCGACGUCACCUACACGCUCGUCCUCCAGCGCCGCGCCUCCUUCUACAUCUUCAACCUGCUGCUGCCUUGUAUCAUGAUCUCCUUCCUGGCCCCGCUGGGCUUCUACCUCCCGGCCGACUCCGGGGAGAAGGUGUCCCUGGGCGUGACCGUCCUGCUGGCCCUCACCGUCUUCCAGCUGCUGGUGGCGGAGAGCAUGCCGCCCUCCGAGAACGUGCCCCUCAUCGGGAAGUAUUACAUCGCCACCAUGACCAUGAUCACUGCCUCCACCGCGCUGACCAUCUUCAUCAUGAACAUCCACCACUGCGGCCCAGGGGCCCGGCCCGUGCCCCACUGGGCUCGGAAGCUCAUCCUGCACUACAUGGCCCGUGCUUUCUUCGUCUACGAGGUGGGCGAGAGCUGCAAGAGCCCCUCGCGGGAGCCGGACGCCCUGCCCAGGGUGCAGGUGGGGAAUGGCCAGGACAGGGCGCUGCCGUCCGAGCCCGGCGACCCCUCGGGCUGGCAGGAGACGGGCAAGUACGUGAACUUGGAGAAGGGUGGCAGGGCGGAGGGGCCCAUGCCGCGGUGUCUGUGCCACCAGGACAGCUUGCUGCGCAACGUGGAGUACAUUGCCAACUGCUUUCGGGACCAGAAGGCCUCUCAGCGGCGGGCUGGGGAGUGGAAAAAAGUGGCGAAGGUGAUGGACCGCUUCUUCAUGUGGGUCUUCUUCCUCAUGGUCUUCUUCAUGAGCGUGCUCAUCAUGGCGAAAGCUGCCUGAAGGGCCCCUGCAGCACCUAGGACUGCUGCCCUGCCUUGUCAGCCCACCCCCUUGCAAACCUUGCGCUCCUUUUGCCAGGUGGAGACUGAUCCUUGGUAGGACUGUAGACUGAUUGCGAGCAGCAGGUCCUGUCCCCAGAUGCUGUGCAAGGCGAGGCCAAGUCCCAGGUGUGUGCAGAAGCCCCUGAGGGCAAAACCAUGUACCGGCUCGCAGGUACCCCCAUUCCCCUCUGGAUGGGGAGCGCCUAGCUCUGGCUUGGGUACCAGGGCUGAGCCUGAGAUCCCACAGUGUUGUCCUGCACCUGGGGCAGCUACUGGGAAGUAAGGCAUCAAAAUAAAUCCCCUGGAAGCUCCAUGCAGGCCCCCAUGGGGGUUUGCAACCUGAAACAAGUAAGCAUCUUGCAAAUGCUUCCAGGCUCAGGAAGUGUUUAGAGACUGAAUGGGAAGUGCUGCAUCUUCCUCAGUGCCCCCAUUCCCAGGGUGUUGUUUGCCAUCUCCGCGAGCAAGGGCCCAGGUGCAUUUGCACGGGUGUUGCUUAUGCCUGUUCGGUCUCUAUGGCCCUUGCAUCCAGAGUGGACAGGCCGCAGCUCUCCCGGGGUAAGUGCAUGCAGGUGCCGUGGUACCGUCUUACCAUUACACAAUGCCCCAUUUGCCUCGAGCGCACAGUUACCCUGGGCAAGCUGCAGACACGCGCCAUCUACCCUAGGGCAGUCUCCCUCCUCCUUUCUCCUGGGUAAGCCGACGCUGCAUGCGAGCGACUCAUGGCUUCACAUCAGGCAUCUGCUCCUGUCUCAAGCAGGCACAAAGAUCGGUUACCCUGGGGUAAGUGCGUUGUGUGUCCAGGCCCCCCAUAGCCUGGCUGUGGGGCAAGGAGCUGAGCUUUCUUCCCUCUUGUGCCUCCAUCAAGAGGGACCAGAGUCCUCCCAUCAGAUAGCUCUUAACCCUGCCGUGCUGGGUGGGCAGGAGGCUGGCAGGGGUCUUGCACCUGAAGCCAUGGGGGACUUCCCUGCAUCUCAUGAUGUAUCUGCAGAGCCAGCACCCUCUCCCCAUCGGCCAGGACCUCUCCGUCUGGCUGCAGCAUAUCUCGCUUUGCACCUGGAGCAUGCAGCGAUCUGGAGCAACCAUGCAGCUCUUGCUGUGGUCCAGCAGCCUGGACCUGCAAGCCAGGGAUUACCCAGGCCUGGCCUCACUGUGCUAGGCCAGGAGACCUUCCAGGAGACAUGUUUGCUGCCCCAUGCCCAGGCUGCGUGCCACAACUACUAGUCCCACGUGUGCCAGGCAUCAGCUCCUAUGGUGCCGAGAGUCAUCCCCUGCCCCCAGCACCUUUCUUAUCCCAAGCCUUUGUGUCCCACCUUCCCUCUGCCCGUUCCUCUCCCCACCAGCAUGGACAAAGCUGAUGCUUUGAUAAAAUCCCCAGUUGCUGGCUCAACUUUGCAGGACACAAGCCUUGCUGGAGUGGACUCAGGUGUGUUAUGGGUAGUGAGCUGUGCCUGGGGCACAUCCGCCUGCCUGUGUUUGCAUCCCGUUGUCCUUCCCCACCAGGCCCUGGUGCAUGGUGCUGUGGGCCUGCUAGGGCACGUGGUCGAUGCCUGGCCCGCGUUCAGGUGAGCGCAGAGCUCCUGGCACGGACGGGACCCCGGGUCAGGGAUGGAGCGAGGCUUUGGGCUUCAUGAUAAGUUCCCCCCCAGGAGAUACCACAACUACAUGGAGGCACAUUCACUCCUGCCUUGCAGGGAGCAGAGUGGACCCAGGCUGUGUCCUGAGCAUGCUGGUGCUGUGUUUCUGGGGGAGACGGCCCACCCAGACACCCCUCUGCACCCUUGGCCUCUGUCCUGUGCUGGCUGCAAAAACCAACUCUGCUCUGGUGUUGCCCCUUAAGGAUGCUAGAAAGGGGAGAGCUUGGCCGAUCGCCCCUAGUCCCACUGAACCAGCCACAGAGACCGUCCUCCCACCCCCAGGCUUAUUACUGCAUCACAAGGGGCAGAGGCAGGCAGCUCCAAACCACCCCCUUGUGAAGCCCAUGCUGGGGCGGGAAGGCCACUGUCCUCCAGGUCAUGAAGUGGUCCUCAACCGGGGUUACACGGCACUCUAGGAGGCCACACGAUCCUUUCAA
This is a messenger RNA of Alligator sinensis (Chinese alligator), 3901 nucleotides long. RefSeq names its product cholinergic receptor nicotinic alpha 10 subunit (gene CHRNA10). The transcript has 6 exons. Lineage: Eukaryota; Metazoa; Chordata; Crocodylia; Alligatoridae. Gene Ontology annotation, cellular component: synapse; postsynaptic membrane; neuron projection. The record is from RefSeq and is a predicted model, not a curated record. Gene Ontology annotation, biological process: monoatomic ion transmembrane transport; chemical synaptic transmission; nervous system process. Bases 350 to 1789 code for a protein of 479 amino acids. Gene Ontology annotation, molecular function: acetylcholine-gated monoatomic cation-selective channel activity; transmembrane signaling receptor activity.